UAGUUGUCGAACUAGGAUGCAUCAAUUUUUAUCUUGUAGAAAUAAACAAAUACAUUAUUUAUUUUAGGAUACCUUAUAUAAUGGAAGUGUGAUAUAUUAUCGAGCAAUAUUAUGCUAGCAUAAAAUUUAAAAUGGUUGUAAACGCUCCAGAUUCUCCUAUCACAGCCGAAGUUAUAUUUGUUAUAGAGGCAACGUCGGCAAACAGCGCGUACAUUAAUGAAUUGAAAACUAAUUAUAUUAUUCCCACAUUAGAAUAUUUCCAUGGAGGGGCCUUAGAGGAAGGUGUGGGCAGUGGCUCUAUGUAUGGAAUAGUCACAUAUCAGUCUGCGGAUUGUGUCCCUGGCCUGCCAGUGUCCACAUAUGGACCUUUCACAUGUCCCCAGAAUGUUGUAGACACAGUUGAUAAAAUACAGUAUAUAGGAGGGCAUGCGGAGAGCAAAGCAUGUCUAACAGAAGCCCUCACAGCAGCAUUAUCAUGUUUAGAAGAAUUAGGACGCACGGACAUACCGCUUCAUGUUAUAUUGUUAUGUUGUUCACCACCAUACUCUGCUUAUGCGGGGGGCUUAGUGCCACUAGGUGCACCAGCAACAGUGGAACAAGCAGCAAGGCUAGUGGGUGAAAGAGGUGCUCAAUUGUCUGUGGCCGCUGCUCGAAGAAUACCAGCCCUUUUAGCGUUAUAUGAACAUGCGGGCGGUGAAUUGCAUGCAGCGCAGCAGAGGAAUUAUGCUAAGGAUCCACGCCAUCUAGUGCUUUUAAGAGGAUACAGUUUGAAAGAGCGUCCACCCAGUCCAGCGCCGCCGCCCGUUCCUGACAUACAGACUGAUGUAUAUGGUGGGCAAGGCCGCGGCGCAGUAGCCGGGCCCCGGGUCCCGGUCCCCACUGCGCAGUUCCCGCGCGCAGCCGUCCCCACUGUGCGCGCCAACUGGCUCAACUCGCCGCGCCAGACGCUCUACACCAACAACUCGGCGCUGCUCACACAGCUGGCGCAGCCCUCCUACCCGCCGCCGCCAUCGCAGCGUAUGAUCCAACCGGGUCCAUCGAACCCGGGCGUAGCACCCGCCUCUGCGAACGUGAACGUAGCAGGCGUCAGCGGCGUGUCCAACGUCGGUAACGUCAGCAACGUCAGCAAUGUCAGCAACGUCAGCAACGUCAGCAACGUGGGCGUCGGUCAGAUGCAGCGCACGUUCAUAUGGAGCGGAGUGUUGGAGUGGAUGGAGAAGGGCAAAGCGCCCGGUGAUCAGCAGAAGGUCACCAAGCAUUUGCCGUGCCAGGUAUCAGCGAACUCAAAGGACAUAGAGCCAGAGCUAAAAGUGGAUACAUGGCCGAACAAGCUCCUAAUGCAAUUGAUGCCAAAACAGCUAAUUAGCAACAUUGGUGGACAAUACUUGAAGGACAGCAAGUCGGUGCUGUUCCACUUGCAGCAGAAUGAAGCAUUGGAAGCCUUGACCAAGGUCAUGGUGAACGGGUUUGCUGGCUGCGUGCACUUCUCGCCAAUGCCGUCUCCACCACAAUGCGAUAUCAAAGUACUGAUUCUAUUGUACACACCUGAUAAAAAGGCAUAUUUAGGUUUUAUACCUAAUAACCAGGCUACGUUUGUAGAUCGAUUGAGAAAGGUGAUUCAACAACAAAAGAUGAAUAAACAAAUGCCGGCACCAGUAAGUGGUGCUACUGGUCUUCAACCAAAUAUGCCACCUUCCACUAUGCCCAGCGGUGGUAUGGGCAGUUCGGGCAUGUCACCCGGCAUGGGAAUGAACCCUGGAAUGUCCAAUCAGCAACACCCGCAACACGCACAGCACCCACAGAGCAUGAUGAUGGCUGGCGGUAUGGGCGGCCAAGUCUCCCAAGUUGGUCAAGUUGGCCAAGUCGGCCAAGUAGGUCAAGUCGGGCAGGUUGGCCAAGUGGGCCAAGUUGGCCAAGUGGGUGGUAAAGGCCCUCGACCAGUAAGCCAACUCGAUGGCCUUGAAGCGGCGAGGCAACAGAACUUGGAGAAGAUACAACAUUUGCAACAAACGUUGGAAGCAGCUCAUCAACAAGAAGCACAGUUUAAGUCGCAAAUGGACAUCAUGUCGCACCUACAUGCCGCACAGCAACAGGAGCAACAUUAUAAGCAGUUAGAGGAGCAACAACGCAAGCACCAAUUGCAACAACUGCAACAAAUCCGCGGUGCAGCCGGGCACCCGCCGCGGAUCAUGCCGCGCGGCAUCAUGCCCACCAACCCGGGGCUGCGGCAUCUGCUGCAGCAGCAACAGCAGCCGCCGCGCGGGCCCCGCCCACACAUGUGACGUCACGCACCGCAUAACAACCGCAGUACCGGCCUCAGGGAGGCUCAGUGCGACCCUCCUCACAGUCACAGCAAUUUGAUGACGUCAACAAUUAUAGUGAUUUCUUGUAGACAUUAAGAUUUGUAUGGAGGAUGAUAUUAUAAGUAAAAAGGUGUGGAUAUGUUACUUACAUUCGAUCUCCAAAAACGGUACACUAACGCACACACGAUUAGACGCUAAAGUGAGAUAGCAUGAAUAAGUGUCGUGAGCGAAAAAGAAACAACA
This is a messenger RNA of Colias croceus (clouded yellow), 2546 nucleotides long. Its product is annotated as mediator of RNA polymerase II transcription subunit 25-like. The record is from RefSeq and is a predicted model, not a curated record. Gene Ontology annotation, cellular component: mediator complex; transcription regulator complex. Lineage: Eukaryota; Metazoa; Arthropoda; Insecta; Lepidoptera; Pieridae. The coding region runs from base 132 to 2282 and encodes 716 amino acids. The transcript is spliced from 15 exons. Gene Ontology annotation, biological process: positive regulation of transcription by RNA polymerase II.